Molecule: messenger RNA, 3341 nt
Organism: Bemisia tabaci
Lineage: Eukaryota; Metazoa; Arthropoda; Insecta; Hemiptera; Aleyrodidae
Source: RefSeq, a predicted model, not a curated record
AUCUGUCGCUCGGCAGUUGCCCGCGAGACCUGUGCGCGCGCGGAACUAUGUUGGAUCUCAACGAGAGGAUGGCCGAGUUGAAGUUCGAAGCACCCCUGGCCCAAUUCGAGGAAACGGAGGACUGGGGCGCGGAUUUCCGGUUCAAGUCGGCCAACCUGGACAACUUCAAGCAGAAGCAGGACGAAGUGAAGAACAUCAACAACCUCAAGAACACGAGCUUGCAGUCCCCGAAACGCGUGUGUGAUAACGAUAACGAGAACGAUAACGCGGUGCAGUGCGAGUUGGAUAACGUCAAGGGUGAUACCACCCUCCCCGAGGCCUCCGUGUCCUCGGUGGCGGAUAAUUUCACGGAGACCUUCUCGGGGUCGCUCGAGGAUUUAGUCAAUACGUUCGAUGAGAAAAUUACCAAGUGUUUUUGCAACUAUGACGAGUCCGUCGAGAAGUUGGCGCCGGUGCAGGUCCGCACGCAGGAAGAAAUCAUGAGCGAAUGCCAAAUGUGGUGGACAAUCACGGGGAAUUUUGGCAAUAUACUACCCAUAGAUUGGUCAAAAUCUUACACUAGGAAGUUGCAAUUAUCAGCUCUCAAUGUGAAUGAGAGUGAGGUAAGAGAGGACAAAUUCAUCCCGGAUGAUCUGAGCAGCGAGGAUGAGGCAGUGGCGAGCGAUCUGGACAUGCACUCGCUUAUCUUAUCCGGUCUCACGCAGGAUACAGAGCCCCCGGUCAAAACGGCUGAGGAAGUCAUUCGAGAGAUCGACGACAUCAUGGAGGAGUCUCCAGAAUGCACCCCAGACUCAGAGCUGUGUCCUGACGACCUUCACCAAAAAGGAAAAGAAGUGCUCCAGUCACCCCUGUAUCAAGAAAAGUUAAAGACGCUGAGUGUGUCACAACUGAAUGAAGUAUACCUUGAACUAGAACUCCUAAUCCGAGAUUUUUCGGAAACUUUAAUAGCAGAAUUGGCACUAAGGGAUGAAUUGGAAUAUGAGAAGGAGCUGAAAAAUUCCUUCAUUUCUUUACUAUUGGCUGUUCAAAACAGACGCAGGCAAUACCACGUUGAUAAGAAAAAAGGCAAAAAUGGCAUUAGAGCCGCAGGCACAGAACCCAAGUACCUAACGACAGUGAUUCCAUACCACCUGGACAGUGGCCCUCUAGAUAAUCAGGCCCUGCAAGUCUUAAUAAAAAUUUUGAAAGCCAUUAAUGAAGAUAGUCCAACAGUACCCACUCUUCUAACUGAUUACAUAUUGAAAGUAUUGUGUCCCACUUAAAAAGGCCUCCUCUGAGGAAACGUCACCCAGAUUUUGAAGCUCAGCCAUUCAAUCUAGCGGAUGCUUGUGAUAGUUUUUUAUUGUUAAGGCAUGCUUCGUUUUCCUGACUCAGAAGCGUGUCAUGACCCAAGGCUGGUCGAGUGCAUUCAGUUCAUUUGCAAACAUUCUUGUUCCUUCUCUCUUUUUUAUGUUAUUUUAAAUGUUAGCCUCUCUUUUCAGCUGUUAUUUUUUUGUUGAAUGUUUUAGCUUUGAGUGCAUUUUUACUUUUAAUCCUCUGCCGCGCCCAGAAAUCUGCUAUUGAAAGGCAACACAAUCCUAUUUCUUAACCAACUUAAUUUAGAUGCAACCCAGCAUUCAAAACUUAUCUAUUAAACACUGAUAAGCAGAAGAGAAAUUAUUUUUUCCUUGGUAAUUCUACUAUGUAGAUGAAAGAAACAAAAAUUGAAGUACAGAAUAAAUACAUGAAUGAAGUUAGAAAUUAUCAGUCUAUGAGAAUAUUUAUAAUCAUGUUGGGUGUUCCCCAAAAAUGACACAUACUGAAUUUCUUUUUAGUAAUCGCGAUUAUCUUAGUCCAUCAAACAAAACCACUCCCCAAGUAUUGAAUCAACUCACGACCGGGAAACUUAGAUCAUAUGGUUACCAAUACUUGAAACUACGAUGAAUUUACCUACAGAUUUAAGUUGAUAAUUUUGUAGCUCAAAUCUGUCAUGAUUUUUCAACAAGGAUUCUUUUUGGCAGAGCAGUAGGUAUGAAAUGAUGAUUUUAUGUUUUGUUACAGACAAACUUGUACAUUAAUUUGCUUUUACUUUAUCCAAAAAUUCAUGUUUCAAAGAUGUUGAUUCUGUGCUAAUCCUAAAAUGUUAUUGUGCAGUGUUAGAGUCAGUUGCAAUGAUCUCACAAUAUCAGUUUCACUUUUAAAAAUAUUCAAUUAAGACUGCAAUUACAUUCUUGGAAUGUCGGAUUUUCUGAUCUAUUUAAUUUAAGACGGAUCAAAACAUCGUGUGUGGGCUAGAACACUUUCAAAGUUCACUCAUUUUAAAGUCCCAAACUUAUGUGGAAAUUAAAAUGGAGAAGUAGGUUCAUGAACCUGGAUCCUUAUAAGAAAUAUGACUGAGAUCAGGAGAGGUUUACUCUAUGGUUUCUCUCUCGUAAAAAUUAUGAGAAAAAAUCCAAAAUUAAGUAGGUUUUGUUUCAUUACAGCAGAAAGUGGCUGGCUUCAAUGAUUCUUGUCUUUCUUGCGCUAGCUAAAUACCUUGGUUCACAAUGGCGUUGCUUCAAUUUGUUUGUUAAGCUUUUGUGAUUUGUCAUGUCAGGCAAUUUAUUCCUACUGUCCUAUUGGAAGAUAGCCCGUUUUCAGUCAGUAUUUUCUUCUCCUUUAAAAGAGAUUGUGCCCUUUUCAAGAGUGUAAUUACACUAGAAGUUACUGUAAAUGGCGAUUGUUUUCUGCUCUGGAAAGGAGUGGUAGAGAGAUAUGAGAAACAGUCCACACCAAGCUCUGUUCACAAACAACUGAAAUAAAUAUUUGCCCCUGUCACUUGUCUUUGUGUGUUGAUGUGACAAUUUGUAUUUUGCAUGGUGGUCUUUACAUCUGCUAUUCCAGGAUUGUUCAUUCUAUUAGCACAAUUACCCGAACUUAGGCCAAAAUGGUCGGAGUCAAUUCCUCCUGCGUAGAAAAAGUGUCGCAAUAAGUUUCUAGCUUCAAAUAUUUUGAUUAAUUGCUCAGUGAUUAUGUACAGCCAUAAUGAUUGUGCCGCGUGUCACUUUUAAAAGACUGUUGAAGGUUCAAGCGAGUUUGCAAGAAUCAGCCAUUUACAGCAACUACAGAAAUGCUUAAGUCAUGUAAGAUGCCAUUAUUGUUAUCAAAAGAAUGCGAGUGAAUGUUCAGUAUGAAAGCAAAAUGUAAAUAGCUUCUUUGUGUGAGCGAGUGUAUGAUGUGAUGAUUGUACAAGAAGAUCUUAAUUAGAGAAUAUUCUAGUCUUACAAUGUAAGUAUGAUGUACGAUUAAUUUAUUUUUGUAAAUAUUCAUCAAAUUGCUGGGGUUUUAAUUCCUUCUGAAUAAAUUGUUACCAGCUCAUGAAA